AACGAAAUAAAAAACAAAAUAAAAAAGUUAAAGAUUCGAAAAUGAUUACUCACCCGCUCGAGUGGAUGCUGUGGCUAAUGGCCCUUAGUGUCAGCUGUCACCUGAUUGCCAAUGCCCAGCAGCUGCAGGGCCCACCGCCCCGUCCACGAGGACGUAUACGCAUUUCGGAUAUGCAAGCCCAGAUCCCUGGCCCAGACCCACUGCUACGAAGCUGGCCCAUCAGUUCCACGGUGCACACACACAUUCCGCUGCUGAGAGAGGAGAGUGGUCGGCCAGCCAUGCCCAGGCAGGAGUCAUCGGUGGUGUACGGCAACUGGAAGCCGGAACAUCCAGAAAUCCCCUACGACGCAGACGCGGAUCAGCAGCCCAAGGAGCGAGUCUACGGCCGUUUGGAGGCCAUGCUGAUGGGAUUGCCAGCAGAAGGCGUGGACUCGAAACCGUCCAGAUCCAGCGAAGAGCAGCAAGCUGCCAUCGCUCCUGGAGGCUAUCAGAGUCCCGGCAUUGCGCGUCCUGCCAGCUUUGAGCAAUCGAUGGAGAAGCAUGGACGACGGCGCGUAACCUCCCAGAAGCUGCCUCACCAGUUCGAAGUAGUAAGGAUGAAUGCAACCGAUCCUCGGCUCAGGGCCAUGGCCUCACAAAUCAAUGAAUCGGUGGAGACGACAACGGCAGCAACACGUCCCUCACAAUCAACCACGGACGACAACUGGAUGCCUUUGCCGUAUCCCUAUCCCUAUGACACCACAGUGCCGGCACCUCCUUCAACCAGUUCAAGUCUGCCGCAAUCGUCCAUGGUGCACCCUCCGGCGCCCACUCAAGCCACGAGCUCAACUACGGUCUCGCUCAACUGGCCAACAGAUUUCAUAGACAGCUCCUCCAACACAGCGAGCACCGAGCCGGAGCGCGUCGAUGCCAAUCUUAGCAUGAACAUUGACAGACGCGACGACAGCGUUGGUGAUUCCUUAGAUGACUACAAGUACUACGAGGAUUCGCUCAACUCCGCACAGAUGCACAGCGAGCUCAGUGUGCCGGACACCCAGGCACCGCAGCAGCCACUCAAUAUCACCCGCGUCGGGAUACCCUACGAGGAGCGGAACGCGGCCGAGGAGCCCACCAUAUGCGUGCCCCUAACCGUCACAGAGACAUCACUGGCCUCGGACAGUGCCACGCCUCUGGUACUGGAGGUGGAGCGUGUCUACUGCUUUCCCCUGCCCAAGGUGGAGGUGCGUACGGGCAACGUCAUUCGGCAACAGGUGGAGCAGAUAACGAGGUCGAGUCUGGGAGAAAUUCCCGAAAUGGACAUGGAGCCCACGGAGCAGCCAAUGCCAACCGACGUGACAGCCGGGGCUGCCAGCCAGAGCAGCACCCUCUCUAUGACGCUGCUCCUCCUCCUCCUCAUCGGUUACAGUACCUGGCCAAGGAUUUGGAUUUAGAAUAAGAAUUAUCACAGAUCACUUAAUAACUCAGGGGCUAAUCGUAAUAUACAAUUAAGGC
This is a messenger RNA of Drosophila guanche, 1491 nucleotides long. RefSeq lists its product as uncharacterized. The record is from RefSeq and is a predicted model, not a curated record. NCBI's taxonomy places the organism in Eukaryota, Metazoa, Arthropoda, Insecta, Diptera, Drosophilidae. The transcript is spliced from 2 exons. Bases 42 to 1430 code for a protein of 462 amino acids.